GAUCUUGUAAACAAACCAGUCCCGGCAUUGCCAAUGAGAAUAAUUAAAAAUAAUUAAUAUUUUAGAAUUGUUAUAAUUUGGCAAAUAAUGAACAAAUAUUCUGGAUUCAGCGAUUUGUGUGUGCCGUUCACUAGUUCAGUGAAAGAUAUGAAGGAAAUUCUGAAAGAGCUUCAAGAAUUAGGAUACAAAAAUGUAGCAAUCGAGCAAGUGUACGAUCAUGUAAAUCAUCCUGGCGAUAAGAAAAACGACCCUAUUCCUGUAGCAGCAGAUUUGAAUAUAUUCAACAAGGACCUCAAAGGGCAUCUUCGGUUACUGAACCGACUAACCAUUAUAUACGCCGAUAGUAGCGUAACGCUGGUCACGAAUCGUUCAGCAAAUCUCCGACGGUAUAAUCUGGUGUCCGUUAUACCCACCACGGUAGAUGCUUUCCAGCAUGCCUGCCAAACGAUGCACUGUGACAUCGUCUCAUACAACUCUGACACCGUGCGGGGUAAGAUGAGCCGAAAGUUUUAUUUCCUGGCCGUGAGUAGGAACAUAAUGUUCGAGAUUAAGUACGGACCGGCAAUCGUUAAUUCCAACGACCGAAAAGAUGCCAUCAAUCGAGCUCACCGGUACCACUCAUAUGGUAAAUCGAAAAACGUCAUUAUCACCAGCGAAGCAAAAAGUCGGUUUCAUGUUAGGGGACCCUAUGAUGUAGCCAAUUUGGGUCUUAUUUUUGGUCUUAGCGAGGAACAAUCGAAGAACGCCAUCUUGGGAGCACCUAGAAAGAUUCUUAUUGCGGCUGAAGCACGAAGACUCGGUAAGGCAGGUCUUACUAUUAGUUACCGCAAGAGUGGAGUUGACAGCGACGACUAUUCUGAUUCGGAGUUGUCGGAAGAAAUAGAUGAUAAUGAGGAGGAGGAAGAAUCAGGUGACGAAGAUGAGCCAAUGCCAGAUGAAGCCACGGUCGAACCACCAAGGAAGAUGGCUAAACAUGAUAAACUUUGAAGUUUGUUAUUCAAAUUGUUACUUUAUUACACAAUUCAUUUGCAUAGAAGUAGCUGUAUCACAGACCCGUAAGCUCUGAUUGAAAUUUAAUAACAGUCAAUUAGAGGCUUGGAUCUUUCAUUUGAAAUGAUGUUUGUAAAAAUCGGUCACGAAUUCACUGAGACGUAGGUGUGACAAUAACUUGAGAACUUUAUAAGUUCUCCAGAGGCAUCAAUAACCAUCAAUGGUGUCCAAUGUGGUCAAAGCUAGUUUGGUUGGUCAUUAGCGAUCUAUACCCGCAAAUCUAAGUAACGUUGCAUCUAAUAUAUAUGUAUUGCAUCAUUUGGAUAUCUUGGCGGUGCUAGUUCAUAUAUCUGUAUGACCGCACUAUUCAACCGUUAACUACAGAACCGGAAGUCAACUUAAAAUACA
This is a messenger RNA of Topomyia yanbarensis, 1398 nucleotides long. It is a transcript of the gene Rpp30, whose product is annotated as ribonuclease P protein subunit p30. Gene Ontology annotation, cellular component: nucleolar ribonuclease P complex. Lineage: Eukaryota; Metazoa; Arthropoda; Insecta; Diptera; Culicidae. Bases 88 to 987 code for a protein of 299 amino acids. Gene Ontology annotation, molecular function: RNA binding. The record is from RefSeq and is a predicted model, not a curated record. The transcript is spliced from 4 exons. Gene Ontology annotation, biological process: tRNA processing.